AUGGCUGAUACUGUCGUACCAAAAACAAAUGCUAAAACUGUUUCAUCAACAGAAGAAACUCUAGUUGAUGGUGAUGUAGUUACAACAAUAACAUCAAAUAAAAUGGUUAAUCCCGAUCAUUCAGUUACUACAACUACAACAGUUGAUAAAACUGAUCAAAAAAAUGGUGAAAAUAUUGUAACAACUUUGAGUCAAACAACAUCUUCGACAGGUCCUGAUCUUGAUAAAAAAAUAAUUCGUCAAAUUGAAUAUUAUCUUGGUGAUGUUAAUAUGGUACGUGAUAAAUUUCUUAAAACAGAAGUUACAAAAGAUCAAGGUUGGAUACCAUUAUCUGUUCUAACAACAUUUAAACGUCUUCAAUCAUUAACAACGGAUUUUAAAACAAUAACUAGUGCAUUAAAAAAUUCUGUUUCGGGUCUUUUACAAAUUGAUGAAACAGAACAUAGAAUUCGUCGUAAUCCAGAACGUCCAAUACCAAAUAGUCAAGCUGAACUUGAAUUAGCAUUACGUAAUCGUACAGUUUAUGUAAAAGGUUUUCCAAAAACAGAUGAUGUUACCAUUGAUAAAUUAUUAGUAUUUUUUUGA
This is a messenger RNA of Adineta steineri, 585 nucleotides long. Lineage: Eukaryota; Metazoa; Rotifera; Eurotatoria; Adinetida; Adinetidae. The record is from the annotation of a GenBank genome assembly.